Molecule: messenger RNA, 1035 nt
Organism: Rosa chinensis
Lineage: Eukaryota; Viridiplantae; Streptophyta; Magnoliopsida; Rosales; Rosaceae
Product: protein HEAT INTOLERANT 4
Exons: 1
Coding region: 1-1035 (344 amino acids)
Biological process (GO): regulation of cellular response to heat
Source: RefSeq, a predicted model, not a curated record
AUGAGGAAAGGAGCCAAGAGAAAGGCCCGGCCAGCGGCGGCGACGGAGGAAGCCGCCACCAAGCCCAAAGCCACCGCCACACGCGCCAAGCGCGUCAAGGCCUCGCAGCCGCAGCCGGAACCGGAAUACGUAGAAGAGCAGCGCAACCUUCAAGAUCUAUGGAAGGCGGCGUUCCCGGUAGGCACCGAGUGGGAUCGGCUGGAGUCAAUCUAUCAAUACGACUGGGAUUUCUCGAAUCUCGAGAAGGAGUUCGAAGAAGAAGGAGGCAAGUUUCAUGGAAUCGGGGACAACAAAGUCUACCUCUUUGGCCAGACGGAGACCUCGUCGCCGUCGCAGCCGGUGCUGAUCCCGACGCUUGUGGCCGUCGUGGCGCCUCGGCCGCCGUCGAUGGAGAUAGGGAUUCGGUCCGUCCAGAGAGAAGAUAAGGAGAUAGUGCCGAUGAGGCAGAUGAAGAUGGACUGGAUCCCUUACAUUCCUCUGGAGGAGAGAGAAGGGUGGAAUUCCGAAAGGGCGAAGAAGUCCGAUUCGAAUUUGCCGCAGAUUUUUGUGCUGGGGUGUACUCAGAGGAAGGCUGGGUUGAAGCAGAUGAAGGAGGAGCGGUGGAUGAAGUUCCAGUAUUGUAUGCCGUAUUUGAUGAACCCGAACGAGGAGGAGAAAGAGCAGAGUACUGUGGUGGAUAUACUCUUUCCCCGCGAGCCGCAAGCACCACUGUUUGUACAAUUCGAUUGGGAAUUUGAUGAGGUCGAGGAGUACACCGAUGAGCUGAUAAAGGCGGAGGAGUUGAGUGAGGAUAAGAAGGAGGCGUUCAUGGAGUUUGUGAGGGAGGAGGUGAAGAAAGCGAAGAAGAAGAUUCGAGAGGAGAGGGAGGCGAAGAAGAAGCUCAUGGAGGACCCUAAGUAUCAGGAGGCGAAAAUGUUCUAUGAGAAUAUGAGGCUUUAUAAGAUUUACCCGGUGCAAACGCCGAACACUCCUGUGAUAGAGAUGAAGUCUAAGUAUAUCAACUACUACUACGGAAGCGCCCAUGAGAUUAUUUGA